Messenger RNA from Alternaria burnsii, 846 nucleotides. RefSeq lists its product as uncharacterized. Bases 1 to 846 code for a protein of 281 amino acids. Gene Ontology annotation, molecular function: protein binding. The record is from RefSeq and is a predicted model, not a curated record. NCBI's taxonomy places the organism in Eukaryota, Fungi, Ascomycota, Dothideomycetes, Pleosporales, Pleosporaceae. The transcript has 3 exons.
AUGUCACGACAAGAGGAAGACGAGGACUGGAAAUCUUUGACCGAUGCUAAUGAGCGAAGAAGAGUGCAAAAUCGAAUCGCGCAGCGCAACUAUCGCCGUAACAUCAAGCGUCGACUACAGCAACUGGAGGUGUUCAAUCGCAGCACAUCAGAUAGCCCACCAACGACACCUAAAGAAAAUCAGCAGUCUUGUCGAACGCCACCGAAAGAAUCAACAAAAUCGAAGCAUACACGUCGAGAUUCUAUCAACCCCACGGCCCCAGAUGCACUAUUGCCUAAUCUGGAGACGGGCAAUGGACUCCCAGCAGCGGUAUCACCGAACGACUCUUCUGUCCAAGCUUUCCUGUUCGGCAGUACAGGAGAAGCAGGGAACAUUUCGUCAAUAUCCAAUCAAGAAAACAGCAACAUUGCCUCGCAACAGAAGAACGAAAUGACCAACGUGUUUGAUUUGACAACUCCCCUUACGAGUCUGGAGAACGAUCUCAUUUUGUUUGGUCGAACCACGGUCCCGUCAUCGGCGUCUACUUCCUCAUCGAAUUCUACCUUACCUCCAAGCCUCAAUGCUUUGCAGAAAGCUGUGAUAAAAGGCCGUGAUAGUAUUGCGGAGCUUCUUGUUGAGAAUGGAGCAGACGUCUACAUCAUAGAUGAUUACGGGAACAACAUCCUGCAUCUCGCUGCGCAGACCGGACAUGCGUCCUUGAUAUCAUUCGGGUUGUCGCAUUGCGUGAAUGUCAAUGCCAUCAAUGUGGCAGGAGAGACGCCGUUACAUGUAGCGAUAGAGCAUGACUACGUUGAAAUCGUUGACAUGCUAAUCAGAGCUGGAGCAGAUAUGGAAUUUAAGUCGUAA